This is a messenger RNA of Lolium rigidum, 1154 nucleotides long. RefSeq names its product bidirectional sugar transporter SWEET4-like. The coding region runs from base 133 to 891 and encodes 252 amino acids. The transcript has 5 exons. Gene Ontology annotation, molecular function: sugar transmembrane transporter activity. Gene Ontology annotation, biological process: carbohydrate transport. Gene Ontology annotation, cellular component: membrane. The record is from RefSeq and is a predicted model, not a curated record. NCBI's taxonomy places the organism in Eukaryota, Viridiplantae, Streptophyta, Magnoliopsida, Poales, Poaceae.
CGUACAGAGGGACAGCGAGCGAGCGAGAGGGGGUUCGUUGCACUUGUAUCAAUCCGUCCUCCGCUCCAUCUCUCUCUCCCCUUCCCUCCAAACUCCGGCGAUCCACUUCUCCUCUCGCCUCCGGAAGCCGCCAUGGUGUCAGCGGACACCAUCCGCACGGUGAUCGGGAUCAUAGGCAAUGGAACCGCCCUGGUGCUCUUUCUAUCCCCAGUGCCGACCUUCUACCGCAUCUGGAAGAAGAAGACGGUGGAGCAGUACUCGGCGGUGCCGUACCUGGCCACGCUGCUCAACUGCAUGAUGUGGGUGCUCUACGGCCUGCCGCUGGUGCACCCGCACAGCAUGCUCGUCAUCACCAUCAACGGCACCGGCAUGGCCAUCGAGCUCACCUACAUCGCGCUCUUCCUCGCCUACUCCGCCGGCGCCGACCGGCGCAGGGUCCUCCUCAUCCUCGUCGCGGAGAUCGCGUUCGUCGCCGCCGUCGCCGCGCUCGUCCUCAGCCUCGCCCACACGCACGACGGCAGGUCCAUGGUCGUCGGCAUCCUCUGCGUCGUCUUCGGAACCGGCAUGUACGCCGCGCCGCUCUCCGUCAUGAAAAUGGUGAUCCAGACCAAGAGCGUGGAGUACAUGCCCCUGUUUCUGUCCCUGGCGUCCCUCGUCAACGGCGUCUUCUGGACCGCCUACGCCCUCAUCAAGUUCGACCUCUACAUGACAAUCCCCAACGGGCUGGGCGUCCUCUUCGCAGUGGGGCAGGUGGUCCUCUACGCCAUCUACUACAAGUCCACGCAGCAAAUCCUCGAGGCCCGCAAGCGCAAGGCCGAUCAGAUCCCCAUGACCGAGGUCGUCGUCGACGGGAAGAACGGCAACGCCGCCGCUGGCAACGGCCGCUACUAGAAGCAAAACGUUACGUUAUUGACUCCAUCUGCAAGCGCAUCCAUAAAUGAAUACCUUAGCUAAUUCUCGGACGAAUGAUACGCUCCGCGCGCAAACGUGUGUCGCCCGGGGCUCGUGUUCUCGUGUAUCCUCCAAAGUUCCGUCUAUGUCUUAUUGUUUUGACUAUCAACUAGAGCCGGUUAAUCGCGACAUUGAGUGGUGUAUCUCUCGCCUUCUUGGAUCUUGGUUUUUCUCGUGAGCUAUGGCAGUCCGAAUGAAAACAA